Cercospora beticola is the source of this 1335-nucleotide messenger RNA. Its product is annotated as lactate 2-monooxygenase. Lineage: Eukaryota; Fungi; Ascomycota; Dothideomycetes; Mycosphaerellales; Mycosphaerellaceae. The record is from RefSeq and is a predicted model, not a curated record. Gene Ontology annotation, molecular function: oxidoreductase activity; FMN binding.
AUGGUCAAGCUUGCAGAGGCGAAGAAGUGGAACAAGCCAUGGGAUACGCCAGAUCCAGAAGCACUCUCAGCAUACCAACGUGAUAUUUACUCGUCUUUCGGAAAGCCCAUUUUCUCUACGAAGCCAGCAGAAUGGGAAGCACUAGCAAAACAGAAAGUGCCAGAGGCCAACUUUGGUUAUGUGUACGGAUCAGCUUCGAGCUUCAAGACAUACAAGGCUAACCUCGAAGCAUUCGACCGAUAUCGACUCCGACCUCAAAUGCUCGUGAACGCCACCCGGAGAGAUCUGAGUGUCAACCUCUUCGGCACUACGUACAACAGUCCGCUGCUCGUUGCUCCAGUCGGCGUACAAAACAUCAUGCACUCUGACGCAGAAGAAGCGACCGCACGAGCAUGCCAGAAACUCAAGGUCGCCAUGAUCCUUUCAACAGCAGCCACCAGAACUAUCGAGCAAGUCGCAGAAGCCAAUGGCAACGGUGAUAGAUGGUUCCAACUGUACUGGCCCAAGCCCCAAGAAGAAGCCAUCACAGCCAGCCUGUUGAAUCGCGCCAAGGAGAAUGGCUACAAAGUCCUCGUCGUCACUCUCGACACUUUCACCCUGGCAUGGCGCCCUGAAGAUCUCGACAACUCAUAUUUGCCAUUCCUUUGGGGCGACGGCUGUCAAGUCGGACAUUCGGAUCCGGUUUUCCAGGAACGAUACCAAGAAAUGCUGGCCAGUGACACGAGAUCUGCUUCGGAGAAACUCGCGGAAGCUUGGGAUAUAAUCAAGAGACCUGGCACUCCCUUUGGCGCGCUGAGAUUGUUGGCCAAUGCUUCGAAGCUCAAAGUGUCUCGUGCAUGGCUUGAUAUUCUGAACUCAGGCACAUACCGUGAAUGGCAGCAUCUGGAAACACUGAAGAAAUUGUGGGAUGGACCGAUCGUGUUGAAAGGCAUACAGACUGUGGAAGAUGCGCAUAAGGCGAUCGAGUACGGCAUGGACGGCAUUAUUGUGUCGAAUCAUGGUGGCAGGCAACUCGAUGGCGCUAUUGCCUCCCUUGACGCAUUGGCCGACAUUGGAGCGGACGAGAAAGUGAAGCAGUCUGGUUUGACAGUGCUCUUCGACAGCGGUAUCCGCACCGGAAGUGAUGUACUCAAGGCAUUGGCAUUGGGUGCAAAAGCUGUCCUGGUCGGCAGACCUUAUAUGUACGGGCUGGCGAUCAAAGGUCAAGCUGGGGUGGAGCACGUACUGAAGUGCAUGCUGGCUGACACGGAUAAUAUGCUGGCCAAUAUGGGGAAGAAAUCGGUGAAUGACCUGCGCAGAGAUGAUCUCCAGGUGCGGAGGGAGUCGAAAUUGUAG